UGUUGUGUUGGUCUGUUGAUACCGGUAAUAAAUAACGGAUUCGAACGUUCAAAUUCAAUGAUAAGGAUAAGUGUUGUUAUCAUCGAAGGAAACAUAUGUUGAUGAACCUGAAGUCUCGAUAUGUUGAGGGUUUUGAGGAAUUUCAGGGGAUUCUCAAAACAUUUGGGAAUUAAUAAAAAAAGUUUCAGUGAUUUUGUGUACAGUCGAGAGGUUAAUGAGGCUAGAAAAAAUGAUAUGCCAAUUGUUGCUCUGGAGACAACAAUUGUCACGCAUGGAAUGCCAUAUCCAGAUAAUUAUGAGACUGCGGCCAAUGUUGAGAGUGUCAUAAGGAGAAAAACUCUGGAAUUUCUGGAGACCUUGGGUGUCCCGGUGAUGACGAUAGGAGAUUCCCUGGAAUUUCCAGCAUUUUACAGUCGCAGUACUCCAAAUUACCUGAAAUCCCCAGCUAGAGUGUCUAGAUCUGAGGAAGCUGCUGAGUGUAUAAAAGCUCAGAGGGAUUUAGGAAUAAAUUCGGGCCUAGUUUUUGCUGUUCCCAUUCCACAAUCUGGUGCGAUCGAUCCAGUGGAGAUCGAGAGGUACAUUGAAAGGGCUCUUAAAGAGGCUGAGGAGAACAACAUCAGGGGAAAAGCAGUGACUCCCUAUUUGCUGAGAAGAUUAAAUGAAUUUACCGGGGGGAAGUCGUUGGCAGCCAAUAAAAUUCUCAUUGAGAAUAACGCGGCUGUGGCAGCAGAAAUCUCUUUGCACUUAUCCAGAUUACGAGGGAAAAGCAGUGGAAAUUGUGGUGCUCGUGGAGCAGAAGUUAUCGGUUCUCCAAUCGUAAUAGGAGGAGCAGUGAAGGACACAGUGUUGCAGUGUGAGGAGAUUUCCCUGAAAUUCGAUGGUAGAACACACAAGGGAAAAAGCCGGAAGACCAACGGAGGAGUUGGAAGGAACAUAGCAGCAGCUCUUGAUGCACUUGGAGUGGAAGGAACCAAGUUGUUGUCCACUGUUGGCGAUGAUGACGCAGGAAGAGGAAUCAUCCUAGAGCUCCAAGCAGCUGGAUCCACAGUCAAGACAUUGCAGGGACAAACUACUGCAGGGUACACAGCAGUUGUAGACAGUGCGGGUGAAUGUCGAUUUGCCGUAGGUGAAAUGGAUAUUUUUGAUUCAAUCGACGUAUCCCUCGUGGAGGAGAAUCGAUCGAGCCUCGAGGAGGCACAACUCAUAAUUCUGGAUGGAAAUCCACCUCUCCAGACGAUUCACCAGGUCAUCGACAUCGCUGUUAAUUGCCAGAUACCCGUGUGGUACGAACCAACGGACGUAAAAAAAUCCUGCAAAAUAUUCUCCCAUCCUGAUUGGCAAAAAGUCCUGCAAUUCGUCAGUCCAAACGUCAAAGAGCUCUUCACGAUGGCCGAGUAUUUUUCUAUUACUAAAACCGAUGAGAUUCCUCCGGAUGAGUGCACGAAUUUAAUCACUGAAGUUGCUGAAAAAUUGGCUGAGUACAUUCCAGUGGUUGUUGCAACAAUAGGAGCUGAAGGAGUUCUGAUUGCUCGGAAGGGAUCAAAGUCCGAUGGAUUCUACUCCAAAAGAGCUAAUAAAUUAUUAACAAAAACUGGGAAUGUCCAGAGUAGACUCUACCCUCCACUAAUAAAAAUCAAUGACUCUGAAAAGAAUAGAUACAGUGUGAGUGGCUGUGGAGAUUGUUUAGCAGCUGGAAUAAUCUCUGGAGUUCUUCGAGAGCUCGACGAAGAGACUUGUGUAUCCCUGGGGCUAAGAGCUGCUCAGUUAUCCCUCGAAUCCCCCCAGACAGUCCCCAUUUCCCUCAGAACCCUGAGGCCAUUAAUAAUAAACAAUAAACACAACAAUAACAACACAGGAAAAAUAACGACAUGAUUAAUUUGCAAAAAUAAAUUG
Molecule: messenger RNA, 1893 nt
Organism: Fopius arisanus
Lineage: Eukaryota; Metazoa; Arthropoda; Insecta; Hymenoptera; Braconidae
Product: pseudouridine-metabolizing bifunctional protein C1861.05
Exons: 9
Coding region: 121-1872 (583 amino acids)
Molecular function (GO): pseudouridylate synthase activity
Source: RefSeq, a predicted model, not a curated record